AUGUUAAAACAUAAGUUAACACCUUUACUGAAGAGUAAGGGGGAACUUUAUUCAAUCCUUAAUUUCCGGAAUAUAUUUAGGAAUUAUGUAGGAACGACUAGAGAUGAUGGGAAAAAGGAAACUCCAAUACAUCAAAAAAUAACAUUUUCGGGAAUCCAACCAACAGGAACACCACACUUAGGAAAUUAUCUUGGAGCCAUAAAGAAUUGGGUAACAUUACAAAAGAAUAAAUCAGAAACCGAAUUGAUAUUAUAUUCUAUAGUUGAUUUACAUGCACUUACAAUAAUUCCAAGGGAUGCAAAAUUGUUGCAGAAAAGUAAAAUUGAGAUGACAAUUAUAUUAAUGGCUUGUGGAAUCGAUCCAAAGAAAUGUUUGAUUUUUGAGCAAUCAAAGGUAUCGGCACAUUCGGAAUUAUCAUGGAUAUUGAGUUGUAUUACACCAAUUGGAUGGUUAUCUAGGAUGACACAAUGGAAGACCAAAUUUCAAGAACAAAAAAAUGUAAAAUUAACCGAGAAUAUUGAUAUCACUCGUGGAAUGGAUUUAGGAUUAUUUGGAUUAUUUGCUUAUCCCGUAUUACAAGCUGCUGAUAUAUUACUUUACAAAUCUACCCAUGUACCAGUUGGUGAUGAUCAAAUUCAACACUUGGAAUUAACGAGAGAUUUAGCCGAUAAAUUUAAUAAAUUGUAUAAGAGAAAUGUAUUUCCCUUACCACAAACUAUCCUCGUUCCGGCGAAUCGUAUUUUAUCACUUAAAGAUCCUUUGAAAAAGAUGUCAAAAUCUACACCACUCGAAUAUUCUAGAAUAAAUUUGACAGAUUCACCCGAGAAUAUUUCACAAAAAAUAAAACGGGCCAUUACGGAUUCGCAAGAAGGAAUUUCAUAUUCGCCUGAUACACGUCCUGGGAUAUCCAAUUUAAUUAAUAUUUAUUCCAGUUUUACGGGUUUGACCAUCGAACAAGUUGUAAAUGAAUAUAAAAAUAGCGAUAAUAAAAAGUUUAAAGAGUCGGUUGUUGAUGUGAUCGUACAGAAUUUACAACCGAUUCAAAAAGAGGUUGAAAAGUUAAAAAAAGAGGAAGGAUAUGUGAAUUGUAUACUUGAGGAUGGUGCGAAAAAAGCAAAUGAAAUUGCCAAAAGAAACUUUGAAGAAAUUUGUAAAGUUAUCGGGUUGCGUUGA
Funneliformis mosseae is the source of this 1173-nucleotide messenger RNA. The record is from the annotation of a GenBank genome assembly. Lineage: Eukaryota; Fungi; Glomeromycota; Glomeromycetes; Glomerales; Glomeraceae.